GUUCUGGAAGGAGUGUGGAGUUACACAUCCCAGAUUUCCAACUUUUCCCUCUCGCACUCCAAUUCUUCCUGUUUCUUCACAGCGGGAACGCGCUGCUGCGGGAUUAUGAAUGGGAUUUCUGAGGGAAAACGAUCAUCGUUCGCGUUCAAGUUCGCACAGACUCGGAUAGUUUAAAUAGACGCGUGGACUGACUUGUAGCCAGUGUAACUGUACUAGCUCUCGGGCAAAACAACACAUCAGAGGAGCUCUUACCUGGCGCGCUUACCUUCAGGAGGAUUCGUCGUUGUAAAGUUCGCGUUGAAUGGGUCGUUAUAGUUCUCAUCUAAACCUGUCUGGAUGGGAUGCACCGUGAGCUUCAUCUGUUGUGAAGAAGAUUUUCUGCAGAUGCCGUUGGAUCAACAUGUGGAGAAGAAGAAAGAAAACAGGCUCUUGUCUAAGCCUGAAGAAUUUGAAGCCGUCCAUUCUCACACCUUCCGUCUGAAGACCUUCAAGAAGGGGAAACACUGCGGCGUGUGCAAACAGACUGUAAACAAUGAGGGGCUCAUCUGCAGAGUUUGCCGGAUAGCCUGCCACCGGAAGUGUGAGGUUAAGGUUUCAGCCCCAUGUGUUCCUGUUGCCAACUAUGAACUGGCUCCCAGCGUUGACCUCCCUCUGAAGCAUGUAGAGACAACAGGCUCAACCAAAUCCUCCAAGAGCAUGGAGUCUCGACGCAGACCAUCCAGGAGUCUGAGUUUAAUCCAGGCCAUGGAGGAAAACUAUGAGGUGGACCUGGUCUACAUCACAGAACGCAUCAUAUCUGUGACCUUCCCGAGUUCAGUAGAAGAACAGAGCUACAGCGCUAACAUAAAGGAGGUGGCCACCAUGCUACGCUCCAAACAUGGAGACAACUACUUGCUCUUUAACCUCAGUGAGAAGCGAUAUGAUAUCUCCCAACUGAAUCCCAAAGUGCUGGAUUUUGGCUGGCCGGAUCAUCACGCUCCUGCCCUGGAUAAGAUCUGCAGCAUCUGUAAAGCUAUGGACACGUGGAUGAAUGCAGACAGUCACAAUGUGGUGGUCUUACACAAUAAGGGAAACCGCGGUCGAACAGGGGUGGUUGUGGCGGCAUACAUGCAUUACAGCAACAUAUCAGCAAGUGCCGAUCAGGCUCUUGACAGGUUCGCCAUGAAGAGGUUUUAUGAAGAUAAAGUGCUUCCUGUUGGUCAACCCUCCCAGAGAAGGUAUGUGCAGUAUUUCAGCGGUCUUCUCUCCGGCCACAUCAAAAUCAACAACAAGCCUCUGUUUCUCCAUCACGUCAUCAUGCACGGGAUCCCCAACUUCGAGUCUAAAGGAGGUUGCCGCCCUUUUCUCAAGAUCUACCAGGCCAUGCAGCCCGUCUACACAUCUGGGAUCUAUAAUGUGCAGGGAGACGGUCAGACCAGCAUCUGUAUCACCAUUGAGCCUGGCCUGCUCCUCAAAGGAGACAUACUGCUCAAGUGUUACCACAAGCGUUUCCGCAGCCCGUCUCGUGACGUCAUCUUCCGUGUGCAGUUUCACACCUGUGCCGUUCAUGACCUGGGCAUCGUCUUUGGCAAAGAUGAGCUGGAUGAAACUUUUAAAGAUGACAGAUUUCCUGAAUAUGGGAAGGUGGAAUUUGUCUUUUCUUUUGGUCCAGAAAAAAUCCAAGGAAUGGAUCACCUUGAGAACGGGCCCAGUGUUUCAGUGGACUACAACACACAAGACCAUCUGAUUCGAUGGGAUUCAUAUGAGAACUUCAACCAACGCUGUGAAGACUCCAUGGAUGACGUUAUUCACACACAAGGUCCAUUGGAUGGUAGCCUCUACGCUAAGGUUCGGAAGAAAGAGUCUUUGGAUGGAGAAGUCACAACCAAUGGUCUCCCAGCUGCGUCCGAUCACUCAUUACCUGUCGUAGACCACACCCUACCCCCAGUCGACCACGCCUUGUCUGUAAGCAGCGACUCGGGCAACUCCACAGCGUCCAUCAAGACCGACCGCACUGAUGAAGCCAGCCAGCAGCCGGCCUUGGUGAGUCAGCCGUCCUCCCAGCCCCUCAGCCCAGAGGAAAAACAAGAGCUGGAUCAGUUGCUCAGCGGCUUGGAAGCCCCAAUGCAUCGAUCAGGUUACCAGAGCGCCUCGGGGAGCGGAGGGGGAGGAGUACUACACCUUGUCCCCGCCCAGGUUCACGUGAACGGACAUAACACCGUAGACAGAGAAACUGACAUUCUCGAUGACGACCUGCCCAUCAGUCAGGAGGGAAACAGCGUGGACAGUCUUGGAACCUUGUCGUCAUUCGAAGGCAGAGCCACUCCGGCGGACCUGUACUACCAGACGGAGACAGUCAUUAAUGGGCAAGAUGUGCCCUAUAUGGAGAAGAGCACCCACGAUAAAGUGCCAGAGCCUAAAGUUCCCGUUCGCGGCUCCUUAUCUGCACAGGACAACUUGGGGGCUUCUGGUGGCUAUGCCAACCAGAAUGGUAUCAUCUAUCGAUCGCAAUCUUUCGGGGCAUCUCCAAACACGGAGCAGAAAUACAUGCCUAAAGCUCCCACGCGCACAACCAGCAGCAGGGAAGCGGUGCAGAGAGGAAUGAACGUGUGGCAGCAGUAUGGGGUUCCAGAGGUCCCGGUUACAGACGGGGUCACCUUCAACCCCGUCCUGCAAUCGCACAGCCUGCCCGAAUUUCCCCACAUGGCGUCACAGCAGGAAAUUGAGCAGUCUAUCGAGGCACUCAACAUGCUGAUGCUGGAUCUUGACCCGGCGCUUACCCUAGUGCCCAAAUCCCACAGUGCCCCCUCUGGGGAGGGAGGUGUAGUCACCACUCAGCCGUCUUUCGCUCAGAGCCAAGCACGGCCAUCCUUCCAGGCUGACGCUGCCAUUCACGAGCGCGGAAGAGCCUCUCCGGUGGGUUACCCUCUGGUCCACCAGCAGAUCUCAUCGGGGUCCCUGGAGUCACCGCAGGCUGUCAUUAACCAGCAGAGACCCACGACUUUAUCCCAGCAUGCUUCCUUUUCCCCUGAGGCCGAGGGUCAGGUCCCUACUCACAUGUCCCAAUCGACAGUGCCUUCAUCCACCUUUGGAGCUCUCCAGCUGAAACCCCUCAACAUCUACCCCUCCAGUACUGCCUCACAGUCCCCGGAGCCACAGGAGAGCCAGCGCAACUACUUUUCUUCCUCAUCUUCUCUGCCCAGAGAGAGCGAACCGGAAGACAGCAACUACAGAUUGGAGGGUCUUGUAGCUCACCGUGUAGCUGGAGUUCGGUCUGGUGAAAUGUCACCAGUUGAGGCUUCAGCUCCCGGGCGACGUCGGACCGCCAGCGAGAGCCUGUCUCAAGACGAGAGCCCGACCAGAGGAAGUUCGGUCCGCUCCCCCGUUCGCUGCAUCUCACCCGAGCUGGCCACUACAAUAGCUUUAAACCCUGGAGGGCGGCCCAAGGAGAAGCACAUGCACAGCUACAGAGAAGCAUUUGAGGAAAUGGACGGGGGUCCGAUCAGCCCCCCUCCGUUCGUCGGUGGUGAGGCCCUACCCCAAACCCCUGCCUUCCCUGUCUCGCCACAAACCCCUUACUUCAACCUGUGUCGAUCUCCUCCAGGAUUGGCAAAAACGCCGCUGUCCUUCCUGGGUCUGAAGCCCCACAACCCUGCUGAGAUCAUGCUCAACCAGACAGGCUCAGUUUCUUAUGACUUUGUCAUUCCGCUGCUGUCUGACACAGAGAGUGAAGAUGAGGAAGAGCCUCGUAGCUAUGUGGAGUCUGUGGCCAAAGCAGCAGUGGUGGCGGGCGGACCACACGGUUCACCCGUGCCCCCGACAUACGACAGCUUAGCUCAUCCAUCCGGCCCGUCCCACAGCCCGAACGCUCCACUGUCCUCCAGCAGCCCUAUUCAGAGCCCCGAUGCAGUUGAGAGCGCAUUGGUCGAUAGUGGAGUGAUGAUGAAUUCUCCACCUCAGGCUGUUGUCGAAACCGCCUAUCACUCCCAGCCACCCGAAAGCAUGUACCGCAUGCCCACACCCUCCUACCCCACACCCAACAGCAUGCUGGGUAGCUAUAUCCAUCCUGAUUACAGCCCAUCCCUACCGGAGACCGUCCAAAACAUCACCACAACCACACAAACCGUCACCGGGAGCCCUGCUACGAGACACUACGCUGCCGUGCCCGACAUGACAUUUGUUCCUGGCAUUCAGCACAGAAUACCCAAUCAGGACGGCCCCGUCCUGGGCCGACAGCCAGCUAACAGUCACCCGCCGGGAAUGGCCGGCAGCCCCAUGCAAGGGAGACACACGAUGGUGUCCCAGGGUACACAGAGCAGCCCGAUGCUGACCAGACAGUACCCCACCAACCAGGGGACUCCGGGUAGCCCGAUUCUCAGCAGACAGCCAAUGGGUCAACAGGCUGUUCAGAGCAGCCCGGUUCUCAGCCGACAGCCGGCUCUGAAUCAACAGAUCAUUAUGCCCAGUCAGAGCAGCCCGGUAUUGAGCAGACAGCCGUCCGUCACGCAGGCCAACCAGGGCAGCCCCAUCCUGACCAGACAGGCUUCCCUGCCGCAUCCCAAUCAGGCCAGUCCUGUUCUCGGACACCACUCGUCGAUAACGCAAGGGAGCCCUAUUUUGGACAGACACCCAAUACAAUACAGUGGCUAUAACACUCCGGAAGAGAGGCACGGAGCUCUGUCGCGCCAAAGCAGCUCCUCUGGAUACCAGCCGCCGUCUACGCCGUCUUUCCCCAUCUCUCCCGCCGGAUACACGGAGGGAGCGGGAUUCAGACAGGGCAGCCCCAGUAUGCAACCGCAGCUUCCUGAGAAGAGAUGCAUGUCCAGCGGCGAGCGGCCCAACGGAGGCCUGUCCUACGGAACGCUAAAUGGGAAAAUGUCCUCGCCGAUGUCCAGUGGAGGCAGCACUCCGAGCGUACAUUUCUUCCACACUCUUCCGGAUUUCUCCAAACUCAACAUGUGCGAUGGAAGUCCAGAGAUCAGGAUGAACGUAAAGUUCGUCCAGGACACGUCCAAAUUCUGGUAUAAACCAGAUAUCUCCAGAGACCAAGCGAUCAACAUGCUGAAGGAUCAAGACCCUGGAGCUUUUGUUAUUCGAGACAGUCAUUCUUUCAGAGGUGCCUACGGCCUGGCCAUGAAAGUUGCUUCUGCACCGCCGACCGUGCAGCCCACAAAGAAAGCUGGAGACGUCACCAAUGAGCUGGUGAGACAUUUCCUGAUUGAGACGAGUCCAAAGGGUGUGAGACUGAAGGGCUGCCCCAAUGAGCCUUACUUCGGCUGCUUGUCUGCGCUGGUGUACCAGCACUCCAUCACACCACUGGCUCUACCCUGCAAACUCAUGAUACCAACCACAGAUCCUCUGGAGGAGUCGCCUGAGACGGCGACACCAGCUAACCCGGCCGCUGAGAUGCUCAAACAGGGUGCAGGGCAGAAGAGUUCUACUGAAGCCCAUGCAUGCAAUGUUCUGUACCUGAACUCUGUGGAUAUGGAGUCCCUGACCGGGCCUCAGGCCAUUGCUAAGGCAAUCUCAGAAACAAUGACGACCAACCCGGCACCCACAGCCACGAUUGUUCAUUUCAAGGUGUCGGCACAAGGCAUCACGCUUACUGACAACCAGAGAAAGCUUUUCUUCAGACGUCAUUAUCCCAUCAACACCGUCACGUUCUGUAAUAUCGACCCCCAGGAGAGAAAGUGGAGCAAACCAGACGGUGGGAAUGCAAAGUUCUUUGGCUUCGUGGCCAGGAAGCAAGGCAGCACGACCGACAACGUGAGCCACCUGUUUGCCGAAAUGGAUCCCGAUCAGCCGGCCACGGCCAUCGUGAACUUCGUCUCAAAAGUGAUGCUCGGCUCUCAGAAGCGGUGAACGCUUCCCGCGCCACGCCGCUCGCUGGAGGACUUUCUGUUUGUUUCGUUUUGAGUUCUUUGAGUUUCUGUUUUUCGUUCGUUUGGGUGUGAGGUUGCGUGUACGUGUGUGACGGAGACGAGGAAGCGGGAUAGAGGAAGUGCAGCGUGGGAGUAGAGGAAUGACGUGCAGAGGGGAGGUGGUCUUCAUCUCACUUUGAGGGAAGGUGGAAAUGAUGUCAGUGAUUUUGUUGCUCUUUUUUUUUUUUAAGAAAAAAAGGAAAAGAAAACGUAAAAAGAGGGUCGAAGAGGAGGCUGAAAUUAGACUUUGGGGGCUGAUGUACCAAAGCUGAGAGAGCAGUCAGGACAAACCCAGUCAUCAUUCAUGAUAGAUCUUGGUUAGACACGACUGCUUUGAGAAACUGUACAUAAGAACUGAUAAGAACUUAAACUCUUUUCCUUUUAAACGCCGCUUCUGUUUUUCACACGAGACCAUUUCAGAUCCGCACACGUCCAGUGGUGUGUCACUUCACCAAGCAUCUUAAAGCAUGCUGCUUCUGUUCGCCUCAGAAAGUCGGAAUUUCCAUCUUACUGCUUGAAAAAGUCAGACUUCCAACUUGGAAACUCUUGGAAAAAUCUGUAACUCAGAUUUUGCAGCACUCACAAUGCUGUCCCAUUGCCUGACACUCGGAAGAUGAAAACAUAAACAAAAGACCCUGGCUUAUUGCAACCACAUCAAGGAUAAACAACGUUACGCAAUUGCUUGAUUAUUUUAUUUCAAGCUUUUCACAAUUGUGCUUUGUUGCAAAGCCGCUUUACAGAAAAAACAAAGCAGUAUAGAAACAAGGCAAAGAAAUGAUCAAAUACAUGGUAUUAACACACAAGUCAUUAUUAUUGUCUGUGUUUUAGACAUGUCUGUGCGAAGUUUUCAUGUCGCAAGUCUUGAUGUGGAUUUCAAUGCAAGUAGAUCAUACACAUGAUCAAACUGUACCAUACUCCAGUAUUUACUAUAGUAAACUACAGAAAACUGCAGUACAUUGUAGUGAUUACUAUACUUUGUUCUUGUAUACUAUAGCAUUCUGUAGUAUUAACUAUAAUAAACUGAUAACCUGCAGUAAGUACUGUAGUAUACUGUACUUUUGUGUACUACAAUAGUAUACUACUGUUGGGUCCAAAAAAACAAAAGUAAUUUUACCAUAGUUUGGUAAAUACUGAAGUAUACUAUAGGAUUUAUUUUUGUGUGGGAGGUUGGAAAUUCCGACUCGCGAGGUUGACGCAGCAUCACACAGCAUCUUUCAUACAUCAGUCUUUAGUUUCUGUUGACCUCGGUGUGAUGCAGGUGUCCAUCAUCCACUGGUGUGUUCUCUUCUCUCCAGAAGCGUGUUGUAUGGUUGUGUUUCCGGCAGAAGGUGUGUGUCUGUCACUCCAUCUUUAUGCCUCUCUUAAAAACACACACACACACACAGUAUCAUUCUACCCCAAAGUAAGCUAAGUACAUAUAUAAAAUACUUCAAAAAAGUGAUUUUACUGAAUAUUUAUUGUAUUAUGUUUUUGCUACAUUUUCUCUUUCAUGUUAACUCAUUUACCCAUAGAUAUGUUGUAUAGUCUACAUAAAGAUUAGCCUUUGAAAGAAAUACUUUUUUUUGGCUAAUAUUUCAAAAUAUCAUGUCAUUUUGAGAAGCAUUCUAUUAUAUAUGGUGUAAAGUGUAUGUAUUUGAAAGCUUGUCACUAUUUUCUCAGUUUUUCUUUGGCUUUAAAGGAGCGUAGGCUUUGAAGUAGAAAUCGUCGCUUUGGACGACUAUCUCAUACUUAAAGAAUACAUCUAAAGGUUACAAAGUGAGUUGGCCGAUAUGUUUACUGCAAGAGGCUUUGUGUAAAGAAAAGUAAGGAAACGUGUCUUUAUUUUUGUAUUAUUAUUAAUAUUAUUUUUGCAUCCCUUCCCUCCCAUUAUUCAGCCCACAGUGUAACCCACUGUUUUUUGUUGUCCUUAUGUUGUUCCAAUUGCUUCCAUUGUUUCCCUCAUCUGUAAGUCGCUUUGGAUAAAAGCGUCUGCUAAAUGACUAAAUGUGUGUAAAUGUAACCCGGCGUUCCCAGUAGUCAGUCAGAAUUCAGUAUUUUGUUUCAUACUGCCAUCUUGAGGAACUGACGGGUAUUGCUAGCCAUGUUUUCCAUCUAUGCACCCCCCCCACCCCACAUUCACGGAACAUAAAUUUACUUUAAAAUAAAUACUGCAGUGUUUUAACUGUGAUUUGAUGCGAACGUCCCCAGCGAUGGACGAACAGGAUCUCCAUGUCUCCCUUAAACUGGUUUGAUUCCCUCGUGUCCCGUGCCAGCCAGAAUGGGGUGGCUUUAGGCUGAAUAAAAAAAACAAGUCUUUCUUUUUUGUAUGUAAAUACUUCAUUUUUGCCAAAGAUUUUAUUUUACUUGUGUAUGCCUUAGUUUGAGUAAUGAUUACCGUCUGGUCGGCGUGCAAACGGCGGCUUGUUUUAGGCAUGGGGGGGUCUAUUUUGACUCGAUGCAGAUACUAUAGACUGCGUUUGGUUGCCAGUAAGCCCUUUGUUCAGCCUUAAAAAAACUACUCCAAGAAAAGCAAAGCACUUAAUAAUUAGGAGCUGAAGAAAAAAAUAAAAUAUGAAAUAAAUAUGACUGCUUCACUUAGUCUAACAAUUGUUGGCCCAGAUAGAGCUGACACUUUGCUUUCGAGAGAGGAUCUGCAGAAUGAUGAAAAACUGGAUUUUAAAAUUGUUUAAUGAAGCAUAGAGUGCACCUCUAAAAAUAAAAGUUCCUAAAAGGUUUUCUCUUGACUGUAUGAUUCUUUGGGGAACCAAAAAUGCUGCAAAGAACCCUUUCAGCGUCUUUAUUUUUAAGAGUGUGUGUAACAUGUAUUGCUGGUGGAAAAUAUGAUCGAAUUAACCAAAAUAUGCAACAAAAACAUGCAAAGAGCAGGAAAUUGCAGAUCUUCCAUCAUUGCGGGUGUCUAUUCCAUAUGGGUCCACACGUGAAUAAUUACGCAGACGUAGAAUACCUAUAACUUGCUUUGCUUGCCUGGACAUUUCAUUUGGUGCAUAGGUUACGAAAAAAACAAAUCGCAUACGAAGACAACCACACAAAAAUGACAUAUGGCAGAUUUUCUGGAAUCUCUUGGCAGUCAGAGAAAGAGAUCUUCCAGCAAAAUCAGCUCCCCACCUCUCAAUGUAUUAGCCAGCAGUGUUGUAUUAUUAUAUUUUUUUACGUCCACUUGUUAACAGACUUAGAAUGUGUGAAUGAGCUACUAUUGCUGUACAGAACCACGUCCUUUUUAUUUGCUUCAUGUUUUACAGCCUCAUUGUAUUGUUUUGGCAAAUAAAAAUAUAUAAUAACGAGCGAUCCAAAUCAGUUACAAUAAAAAAAGUACACUGUUGCUAUAAAAAA
Triplophysa rosa is the source of this 9230-nucleotide messenger RNA. It is a transcript of the gene tns1b, whose product is annotated as tensin 1b. The transcript is spliced from 34 exons. The record is from RefSeq and is a predicted model, not a curated record. The coding region runs from base 337 to 5841 and encodes 1834 amino acids. Gene Ontology annotation, biological process: fibroblast migration. NCBI's taxonomy places the organism in Eukaryota, Metazoa, Chordata, Actinopteri, Cypriniformes, Nemacheilidae. Gene Ontology annotation, molecular function: protein binding.